AGAUCGACGACACGGCGGUGGUGGCCAUCCAGGGGAAGAAGAAUGGCCGGUAUCCGUGUUUCGAUGGCUUGAUCACUCCUUCGAUCUCGUACACACGGCUUCGGGCUAGCAACCCGAGCCAGUUAGAGAGUACGGGGCGUUCACAGACUCCCUUAGCCCGCCAGCAUGCUGCAUAUAAGGAGUUUGUCGAGCAUAGGAAUCUCGAGGUGCGGGAGUACUUGAAACGAGUGAAGGCAAACGAUGAUUACAACCGUCAGAUGAUGACGGCUAUGUUGGCGUCUUGGACUAACCGCACGGAUCCACCACAAAUGGGACCCCCACCACCACCUGCGGGAGAACCCCCACACGUGCCCACGUUCGAUGAAUGGGUGGCACUAGGCAGUGAUGGUUCGGGGACCGGUGGCUCGACUCCUGCUCCGUCGACCCCAGUCACUCCGAUCUGGCAGAGUGGUGGUGGUCGCAAUGACGGUUUUGGCGGAGGUGGUGGUGGUGGUUUUGGCGGAGGUGGUGCUUUUGGCGGAGGUAGUGGUGGUUAUGGCGGAGGUGGUGGUUUUGGCGGGGGUGCUCUUGCUUGAUGAUUCCGUGCAUGUGGCCAUCGUGCCAUGCCUUUCAUAUUCCUACUUUUAUCAUGUUUCAUGUCUUGCACUACUUUUAUGUUCAUGAACUUCCAUCGGUGAUGAUCUUUAGAUGAUGUGAUGAACUUGAGUAUGUUUAGAUGAUGAUGGUGAACUUGAGUAUGUUUAGAUGAACUUGAGUAUGUUCACAUGAUGAAUUGUCAUAUUUCUGCA
Triticum urartu is the source of this 788-nucleotide messenger RNA. The record is from RefSeq and is a predicted model, not a curated record. Lineage: Eukaryota; Viridiplantae; Streptophyta; Magnoliopsida; Poales; Poaceae.